This is a messenger RNA of Lathyrus sativus (Indian pea), 2130 nucleotides long. The record is from the annotation of a GenBank genome assembly. NCBI's taxonomy places the organism in Eukaryota, Viridiplantae, Streptophyta, Magnoliopsida, Fabales, Fabaceae.
AUGAUUUCAGCGAGUUGUGUGAUAAUGUUUCUCUUCUUCUUCUUGUUUAUUCUUCCACAACUAACAUAUUCCAACUCCAACUCCCAGCCUUGCUUUUCUUCUUCCUGUGGAAAAAUCACAAACAUAAGCCAUCCAUUCAGACUAAAACAAGACGCAGAACACUGUGGGAACAAGAGCUACGAGUUGGAUUGUGUGAACAACGUCACUGUGUUGAGUUUGUAUGAUGGUUAUUAUCAUGUUGAAUCAAUCAAUUAUAAAAACUACACAAUCCGAGUUGUUGACCCUAACAUUCAACCUACCAAUUGCUCCUCUCUUCCUCGCUUCUUCUUAUCCCAAAACAACUUUACUCAUUUUGAUUCAAUGAACCGGCGCAUCCCCAAGGAAAAUAAUUCAUACGCGUACGACUUAACUCGAUGGCCCGAUCCCGAUUACUAUAGAUAUGAUAUAUCAAGGCCUGUAAUUUUCAUGAAGUGUACACGUCCACCUAGUAAGGUUGUGGAUGAGUAUUAUGCCGACACCGCUUCAUGCUUGGAUGAUCAACAUACUUACGCUAUUGUUGGGGACCCACCGUUUUCAAUUCUGGAGCCUCAGUGCCGAGUUAUGCUAAUUACUCUCACUUCUUUCUGGAGUGCUUCAUUUGACACCGUUAUAGGUAACAUUUCAUAUAUUGAUAUUCAUAAAGCGCUUCGAUAUGGAUUUGAAAUUUCAUGGAUGCAAGCCUCUUGUCCUUGUGAUGCAUGCUUACUCAACGACACCGCCAACGAGAUUCAAUGUAUUGUAUUUGACUGUCCUUUUGACUCUUGCGGAUCUUGGGCAGACAAGGUCCGCCUAAUGUUUGAUUACGUUGCUGGAAUCUACGAAGGACUUCGGGAGCUGACAGGCAUGGAUAAGAUAGUCAUAUAUAAAUCACAUAUUAACAUGUAUAGAGCAGGCAUAGUUACCGGAAGGUAUAUUUUGCCAUACCUUGUAUCUAGAAUUAUAUUGGUCAUCAUACUUUUUUCGGCGUUGUUGAUCUAUACAUAUCGAAGAAGACAUGAAUCAAUAUAUGAAAAUAUUGAAGAUUUUCUACAAAGCAAUACUCUCAUUCCAAUAAGGUAUUCAUACAAAGAGAUAAAACAAAUGACAAAAAAUUUCAAGUUAAAAUUGGGUGAAGGAGGUUAUGGAGAUGUGUAUAGAGGAAACUUAAUAAGUGGUCCAUUUGUAGCCAUUAAGAUGUUGAAGAUAAAAUCAAAAACUAGUGGGCAGGAUUUCAUGAGUGAAGUUGCUACUUUAGGAAGAAUAUACCAUUCAAAUGUGGUAAGACUCAUUGGGUUUUGCGUUGAAGGAUCAAAACGUGCUCUUGUAUAUGAGUACAUGCCCAAUGGCUCUCUUGAUAAAUAUAUUUUCAACAAAGAGGAAGUUAUAUCUUUAACAUGCAACCAAGUAUAUGAAAUAUCUCUAGGAGUAGCACGUGGAAUUUCUUAUCUCCAUCAAGGUUGUGACAUGCAGAUUUUGCAUUUUGAUAUUAAGCCUCAUAAUAUUCUUCUUGAUGAAAAUUUCAUCCCCAAAGUUUCAGAUUUUGGUCUUGCAAAGCUUUAUCCUAUUGAUAAGAGUAUAGCCACUUUGACAGCAGCAAGAGGAACAAUCGGGUACAUGGCUCCAGAACUGUUCUAUCAAAAUAUUGGGAAAAUAUCAUAUAAGGCUGAUGUGUAUAGCUUUGGAAUGCUCUUGAUUGAAAUGACUAGUAGGAGAAGAAAUUUGAAUUCACACGCGGAGCAUUCAAGUCAACAAUACUUUCCGUUUUGGAUUUAUGAUCAAUUGGUUAAAAAUAGAAAAAGAGAAAUGGAAGAUGUUAUCAUGGAGGAAUUUAACGAUGUUUUGAGAAAAAUGUUCAUCAUUGCACUUUGGUGCAUACAGUUGAAACCUGUGGAUCGCCCUUCAAUGAAGAAAGUAGUGGAGAUGCUUGAACAAGAUCUUGAAAAUAUUGAAAUGCCACCAAAGCCUUUAUUAUAUCCACAUGAAACAAUUCAUGAGUAUGCAGAUAGCGAUUCAAAAGAAACUGAAUCAGAUACUGGUUCUACUAGUUAUGUUGGUUCUACUAGUUAUGUUGAGGAAAUCACAACAGCUCCUUUGUUGAAGUAUUCUGCUUGA